UAUAGUCUCUAGUCUACUCAUCCUUCCUCAAAAUCAAGUCAUGGAUGCUCAUACUUCUUUCCAAAACAAGGUGGAAUCAGUCGGAGAAGAAGUGGAAAGUUUGAAAAAAGAGAACGAAGCAUUGAGAUUCAUGCUAAAACUAACAAGCAGCAAAUGCAAAAUGCUUGAAGCUUGUCUCAGAGAAAGAAACUUAAUAGAAACACAUGAUGAUCAUACGGGUACCGCAAGCAAAAGAGCCAGGAGUAGUACUGAUAAUCAGUUUUCCGUAGUCAAUAAGACGUCGCAGUUUUUUGUGAAAACUGACUCUAAAGACAAUAACCUAAGCGUGAAAGAUGGAUGUCAAUGGAGGAAAUAUGGACAGAAGGUUACCAAAGAUAAUCCUUUUCCUCGAGCUUACUUUAGGUGUUCAAUGGCUCCUGGAUGCCCGGUCAAGAAGAAGGUUCAAAGAAGCAUGGAGGAUAAAUCAAUCCUUGUGGCAACUUACGAAGGACAACACAACCACGAUGCUCGUUGUUCAAGUGCACAAUAUUUCUCUUCUUCACCAGAUCAUGAUCAUCAAAAGGUAGACAAGGAAGGUCCAACGGCUAACUUUCCACGAAAUGAUCGUCAUCAUGGUCAUCAGACCUGCAGAUCAACGGCCAGUACUAGUCCAUCGUCACCUCCUAAUCCUACCCUUUAUCUCUCUCUUUCGGCCGGAUCCAUUGAUAAUCAAGAGAUGAUCAUUAACAGAGAAGUCGAAGACCGCCGAUGCAAUAAUAAUAUUAAUGAUCUCAACAAACCCAACAAGGAAAUUGAAGAAUAUGUUGCUUCUUUAACUAAAGAUCGCAGUUUCACUGUUGCCUUAGCCAAGGCUGUUGCACGUUCCAUUGGUAACGCAGAUCGUCGUACGGGAUCACCCUAAUUAUACCUAAACAUUAGCUAGCUAGCAACAUCCACUUCAACAUUAGUGGUUAUCUCAUGUUUAAUUAGUACUGCUAUAAAUGCUUGCAGAUUCCUCGUAUGUAAAUUAAGGAACAAGAAUAUGUGUGUGUGUGUGUGUGUGUGUGUGUGUGUUAAUUAGGCUAUGUUGUUCAAACAGUUAGUUCCAUGUUUCUUCUUGUAUUCUGAACUGAAAUAUAUAUGUAUGGAGCUCCAGACAUGUCGUAGCGUUAGAUUUGGCGAAAGGAUAGAAAUAAUGAUACUUUUGGUAAUGAUCCUUAGCCUCAAGUUGUUCGUUUAGAACAAAUGUUUUGUUUUUGGGUUGUCUCUACUCUUCUAGUGGAGCAUACUUAAACUUGAAGGUGGGUUUUGAAAAAGUGCAUAUGCAUGAGCCCAUCCUUUGGGGUGCGCCAAUGAAUUCGUCAGGAACGACUCCUCGAAGUAAAGGCCUAAACAAGUAGUGUUUGGAAUCGAGCUCCCUAAUCUCAUCUUAGAUUGUGUUUAAAAGGCUUAAUUGGGUCUCUUCAUUACACCCUAUAUAUUCUAUCAAUUAUAACU
Molecule: messenger RNA, 1476 nt
Organism: Morus notabilis
Lineage: Eukaryota; Viridiplantae; Streptophyta; Magnoliopsida; Rosales; Moraceae
Product: probable WRKY transcription factor 40
Exons: 4
Coding region: 41-901 (286 amino acids)
Biological process (GO): regulation of DNA-templated transcription
Molecular function (GO): DNA-binding transcription factor activity; sequence-specific DNA binding
Source: RefSeq, a predicted model, not a curated record